This is a messenger RNA of Strongyloides ratti, 861 nucleotides long. RefSeq lists its product as hypothetical. Bases 1 to 861 code for a protein of 286 amino acids. The transcript is spliced from 4 exons. Lineage: Eukaryota; Metazoa; Nematoda; Chromadorea; Rhabditida; Strongyloididae. The record is from RefSeq and is a predicted model, not a curated record.
AUGAUUGUCGUAAACUUUUAUGACAUAAUUUUACGUUUAGAAAUUUUGCACAGUGAUCUAUGUUUGUGCCUUAUUAUGCCUGAUCUGAUGGAAACCAAAUAUUCUUAUGAAAAUGAUAUGCAUUUAACUUCUGAUGAUAAUGUACUUGAUUGUGAUGAAGAUUAUUCAUUGGAUAAUUAUAUAAAGACUAAUCUUGAUAACAAUCACCAAGUUAUGAUAUCUUCUGAGGAAAAUAUUUAUAUCAAGAAAAUGAAAAUUUUAAAAGAAACUUAUUGUACGGUAUUAGCAAGUAAUUAUUCUUUAAAAAAUAGAGUUUAUCAUGUUAAGAAACAAAUUAAUUAUUUGAGAAGAUUGAAAAGAGUAUUAUGUAAUUACCUUAGUGGCUUAAAUGAUAAAUUUCAAGAGGGGUAUUUGGAGAUUGAUGAUAAUGAUGUAGAAUGUAUUGGUUUAGAUGAAAUUAUUGGAAAUGUAGUUAAAGAUUGUAAAAUAGCGGCUGCAUUAUCAAAUAGAAAAAGAAAGAAUGCUCAUAGUGAUUUAAAUAAAAAGAAACAAGAUGAUUCAGUUUCAGAGGUGACAAAUGAUGAAACUGAUCAAACAGUAAAUGAAUAUAUUAAAGAAGAUUUUUAUAAAGCAUCACCUAUGGUAAAGAUUGAAUCACAAAGAAAUUUGCACGACAACAAAGAUAUGAUGUAUAAUAAUAUGAAUAUAAAUGAUCAUAUAAAAACUGAAGAAAAUUGUGAACCUCCAGAAAAGAAGAUGGCAAUAGAUUAUCAAAGCAAUCGUAAUGAGACAUCCAUUUCUGACAUGGAUUCUUCAGUAGAUCAUUUCAAUGAUUUUUUAAAAGAUGAAGAUGUUGAGUAA